Messenger RNA from Gongylonema pulchrum, 945 nucleotides. Lineage: Eukaryota; Metazoa; Nematoda; Chromadorea; Rhabditida; Gongylonematidae. The record is from the annotation of a GenBank genome assembly.
GUACUGUCAAAUCCUCGGGCUACCUAUCAUGCACCUACUGGUGAAGGAUUUCGGCCCCCCGAAACUGCUGCGCAUCAUCGACAAAACGUUGUUCGCAUCGUUUUAGAUGCUUUACAGGAAGCUGGAAUCAUUGAUCCACACAAAGAAAUUGAUGGAAUCGCUUAUACGAAAGGGCCAGGAAUGGGCGCUCCACUACAAGUUGGUGCUGUCGUGGCGCGUACUUUAUCGCAUUUAUGGUCACUCCCACUUUACCCGGUGAACCAUUGCGUUGGCCACAUCGAAAUGGGACGUCUUAUUACGAAAGCCGAAAAUCCGGUUGUGCUUUACGUCAGUGGAGGUAACACACAGGUAAUUUGUUAUUCUAAUCGUCGAUAUCGAAUAUUUGGUGAGACGCUGGAUAUUGCUGUUGGAAACUGCCUGGAUAGAUUUGCUCGAUUAUUAGGACUGCCAAAUGAUCCAUUUCCUGCAUACAAUCUCGAACAACUUGCUCUGGAGGGCAAGAAGCUUAUCGCUUUGCCAUAUACGGUGAAGGGUAUGGAUAUAUCACUCUCCGGCAUACUUUCGUACAUUGAACAUAAAGGCCUGCAGCUGAUUCAAGAAGGGAAAUGCACGAAAGCAGAUCUCUGCUUCUCUCUGCAGGAGACCGUAUUUGCAAUGUUGACUGAAAUCACGGAGAGGGCAAUGGCGCAUUGCGAGAGCAAGGAAGUUUUGAUCGUCGGUGGUGUUGGUUCCAAUAAGCGACUUCAGUCGAUGAUGUCAAUUAUGGCUCACGAGCGGGACGCAAAAUUGUUUGCAACGGAUGAACGGUUUUGUAUCGACAACGGUGCGAUGAUUGCUCUUGUCGGCUGCCAUAUGGCCCAGGCGAAAAUGGUCAUUCCCAUGGAACAGUGCACUACCACGCAGCGCUUUCGCACUGACCAAGUGCAAGUAGUUUGGAGAGAAUAG